AUGCAAACCCAGGGUUUGGUGUUCUACUGUCUCUUGAGUGUUUGCAUUAUAAAAUGUUCCAAGGUUACAUUGGUCAAUAAUGGAUAUAGAGACAUUGUUUUUGCUAUAAAUCCUAGUAUCCAAUAUAAUGCCAAGCUUAUUGAAAACAUUCAGGAAAUGAUGACUGAAGCCUCAUUCUACCUCCACCAAGCUACGAAACAUCAACUUUACUUCUCAGAUGUAAAAAUUCUGCUGCCUGCUGUCUGGCCAUUGAAUUCAAGCCUGCUUCAGAGACCAACUACUCAGUCAUAUGAGAAGGCAAAUGUGAUCAUUGCUGAACCAUACCUUAAAUAUGGAGAUGCCCCAUACACCCUGCAGUAUGGCGGAUGUGGCGAGAAGGGCCAGUAUAUUCACUUCACCCCAAACUUCAUACUAAAUGAUGAAAUAACCUCAGUUUAUGGCCCAAAAGGUAAAGUAUUUCUUCAUGAAUGGGCCCGUUUUCGCUGGGGUGUGUUUAAUGAACAUAAUGAUUUGAUCCCAUUUUACAAAUCCAACAAUGGAACCUCUGAAGCAACAAGAUGUUCACUCAGCAUAAGAGGAAAGAAUGCUGAGUGCAAGGUCAGUUCCUGUUCACCAUGUACCAUUGAUGAAAACACAGGAUUACCCAAUAAGGAAUGUAAAUUUUUCCCAGAGAAAAAUCAAUUGUCAUCAUCUUCAAUAAUGUACUUACAGGGUUUACCAAAUGUAGAUCAAUUCUGUGAUUCUGAUACUCACAAUCCUGAAGCACCCAACAUGCAGAAUAGAAUGUGCAAUUACAGGAGCAAUUGGGAAGUGAUCAACAAGUCAGAAGAUUUCAGAAAUAUUUCCUCACGCCACAUGGGUUCAGUCAAACCAAAUUUCACACUUCUACGUGCCAAGGAUCGCGUGCUUUGUUUAGUCCUUGAUGUAUCAGGAAGCAUGAGAUUGGAGAAUCGCAUUGUCAGGCUCCGACAAGCAGCCGAGAUCUUCCUACUGCAGAUUGUUGAAACAAGAUCACAAGUUGGAAUUGUCAUUUUUAACCAUAGUGCAAGCAUUAAAACACAGUUAAAAAGGAUUGAUAAUGACACCAUAAGGGAGGAUCUUGUACAGCUGUUACCAAUAUCAGCUGGUGGGGGAACCAGCAUUUGUGCAGGGGUUUGGUCUGGCUUUGAGGUACUUCGUGGUGAUGACGGUACUACAAAGGGUGAUGAAAUCAUUCUACUGACAGAUGGAAUAGAUCAUCAAAUAAGCAAAUGCUUCCCAGAAGCAGAAGGAAGUGGAGCUGUAAUCCACACCAUUGUAUUAGGCCCAUCUGCAGCUGAAGAGUUAGAACAGCUCUCAACUAUGACAGGGGGCUUACAGUUUGCAGCAACUGAUAACCUGGAUACAAGUGGAUUAAUUGAUUCUUUCACAGGAUUAGUAUCAGCAAAUGGUGACAGCAGCCAACAGCCCGUCCAGCUUGAAAAUUUAGGAAGAAACAUCAGCAAUGACACUUGGUUAAAUGGCACUGUCUUUAUCGAUAAGACUAUUGGCAAUGACACAACUUUUGUGGUUAUCUGGGAGACACAAACUCCUAAUGUGUUUGUGCAUGACCCCAGUGGAAAGAUUUACAAUAACAGUGACUUUAAGAUAGAUCAGAUUGUGUACACAGCCCGACUUAAGAUUAAUGGCACAGCACAGACUGGAACUUGGAUCUACAGCAUCCUGAAUCCUGGAGGCAAACAGGUUAUAACAAUCACAGUAACAUCCCAAGCAGCAGAUGCACAAGUUCCACCAAUCAAAGUUAAGGGGUACAUUGGCAUAAAGGAUUCCACCGGCCCAAUGGUUAUCAAUGUGGAAGUUAGUCAUGGAUUUCUACCAGUCCUAUAUGCAAAUGUGACAGCUAUUAUUGAACGUCCCAGUGGUCCUCCAAUUGAACAGGAGCUUUCUGAUGAUGGCUUAGGUGCUGAUAUUGUCAGGAAUGAUGGGAUUUACUCUAGGUACUUCCUCAGCUUCAAUGGAACUGGAAGAUACAGUGUUAAAGUGCGUGUACAGGGAAAUGAAGGUACUACAAGGAUAACAAUCAAAACAGAGAGACAGGUCAUGCCAAUACCAGGAUACACGGAAAAUGGUAAUAAAUAUUUGGCAAUAGCAAGUUAG
Pristis pectinata (smalltooth sawfish) is the source of this 2136-nucleotide messenger RNA. Its product is annotated as calcium-activated chloride channel regulator 1-like. The record is from RefSeq and is a predicted model, not a curated record. The transcript has 12 exons. Gene Ontology annotation, molecular function: intracellularly calcium-gated chloride channel activity. Lineage: Eukaryota; Metazoa; Chordata; Chondrichthyes; Rhinopristiformes; Pristidae. The coding region runs from base 1 to 2136 and encodes 711 amino acids.